GCGCCCAUGCCGGGCAGAGAAGCGCCGCUAACACCCCUCCCCUGCGGGCACCGAGUGCCACCCGGGGCCGAGCUGCGGCCUUGCCUCCUUCUGUCCCCUUCUGGGGCUCGGGGACGGUCGCAGGGACCCGGGCUGAGAGCGAUGCGGGCCCGAGCGGGCACCCGGCGGCUGCCGCGCACCCCGGGGGCGCUGCAGCAUCCCCCGCCGCUCCUGCCCUCCUCCUGCCGCUCUCCUCCUCCUCCUCCUCCUCCCCCCGGAAAGCAGCCCGGCCCACCGCCGCCGGAACAAAAGGGGCGGCCGAAGGUGGCGGCGUGGCCGCGCCCGCUGCUCCCGCCGCUCCGCCACCAUGUCCGCCAGCGGCGGCAGCUCCCCCGGCAAUGCCGUGAAGAAGCGGAGCCCCGCCGGCUCGGCCGCCUCGCUGCCGCAGGAGGAGGAGAAGCAGGCGAGGGAGAAGAUGCUGGAAGGGGCGCAGGAAAACGGCUGCGCCCGCUCGCCGUCGCCCUGCGGCUCGGCGGAGGGGGUGACCCUGAAGCGGAACAUCACGCUGCUGAACGGCGUGGCCAUCAUCGUGGGCACCAUCAUCGGCUCCGGCAUCUUCGUCACCCCCACGGGCGUGCUGCGGGAGGCCGGCUCGCCGGGGCUCUCGCUCGUGGUCUGGGCCGUGUGCGGCGCCUUCUCCAUCGUGGGCGCGCUGUGCUACGCCGAGCUCGGCACCACCAUCACCAAGUCCGGCGGGGACUACGCCUACAUGCUGGAGGUGUACGGCUCCCUGCCCGCCUUCCUCAAGCUCUGGAUAGAGCUGCUCAUCAUCCGGCCCUCCUCGCAGUAUAUCGUGGCUCUGGUGUUCGCCACCUACCUGCUCAAGCCCAUCUUCCCCACCUGCCCCGUGCCCGACGAGGCUGCCAAGCUGGUGGCCUGUCUGUGUGUCCUGCUGCUGACGGCUGUGAACUGCUACAGUGUCAAAGCUGCCACCCGUGUGCAGGACGCCUUUGCUGCGGCCAAGCUGCUGGCGCUGGCUCUCAUCAUCAUCCUGGGCUUCGUGCAGCUGGCAAAGGGUGAUGUGGAAAACCUGACCCCUGAGAAAUCCUUCGAGGGCACCAAGGUGGGCGUUGGGAACAUCGUGCUGGCUCUGUACAGCGGCCUCUUUGCCUAUGGAGGAUGGAAUUACUUGAAUUUUGUGACAGAAGAGAUGAUAAAUCCCUACAGAAACCUGCCCCUGGCUAUCAUCAUCUCCCUGCCUGUCGUCACCCUGGUGUAUGUGCUGACCAACCUGGCUUACUUCACCACGCUGAGCACCGAGCAGAUGCUGACGUCCGAGGCCGUGGCCGUGGAUUUUGGGAACUACCACCUCGGUGUCAUGUCCUGGAUCAUCCCUGUCUUUGUUGGGCUCUCGUGCUUUGGGUCUGUCAAUGGAUCUCUUUUCACUUCUUCCCGGCUGUUCUUCGUGGGAUCCCGAGAGGGGCACCUGCCUUCCAUCCUGUCCAUGAUCCACCCCCGGCUGCUCACCCCCGUCCCGUCCCUCGUGUUCACGUGUGUCAUGACCCUGCUCUAUGCCUUCUCCAACAACAUCUUCUCAGUCAUCAACUUCUUCAGCUUCUUCAACUGGCUGUGCGUGGCCCUGGCCAUCAUCGGGAUGAUGUGGCUGCGCUACAAGAAGCCAGAGCUGGAGAGGCCCAUCAAGGUGAACAUCUGCCUGCCCAUCUUCUUCAUCCUGGCCUGCCUGUUCCUCAUCGCCGUUUCCUUCUGGAUGACGCCCAAGGAGUGUGGGAUCGGCUUUGCCAUCAUCCUCAGUGGGAUCCCCAUUUACUUCUUCGGGGUCUGGUGGCAAAACAAGCCCAAGUGGGUUCUCCAAGGCAUCUUCUCCACCACCGUGCUGUGCCAGAAGCUGAUGGAAGUGGUUCCUCAGGAAUCCUAGGCAGGACAAGCAGGGACUCUGAGCUCGAGGAAACGCACAAGGUUAUUCUGAGAUGACACAAGGAUCCGACCCCUCACUCCCCAGUCCCAGGCACCGGAGCUGCCUCCUGCUGCCACCACUGCCCCGAGGCUGUGCUCACCUCCUGCAGCCCCUCCCGCCCCUCCCAGCCCUGCAGAGCAGCCAGGAGAAGUCCUUGGUACGAGCCAGGAGGAGGAAUUCCAAAGGGCACUUCCAGGGGGGUGCUGCCUGUGCCCUCUGUGUGUGUGAGGGCUGUGCUUGGCUCUGGGGGGCUCCUUGGCUUUGGCUCUGGGAUCUGCUGGAGCCUGGUUUGAGUGUUCAGAGUGCCUGGGGGCAGCUGGGGCUGCCACAGAGCCCUGGGGGGUCCUGAGCUGCCUUACCUGGCCCAGGUGGGGGUGGGAAGCAGAGGCUGGCUGAUGUUGGCUCACUCCCCCAAACUCACACUCCCAUGUGCUGCUGGACACUGGAUGUGGGGGUGCCUCCUCUGAGUGUCCUGUGCUCCUCACCCAGGGCCCUGCCACCCUUUGGAUUAGGAUCACCACUCUCAGAUCCAAGCCAGCUCCCUGCUGCUGAGCCCGUCCUCCAGGAUGCUCUUCCCCACAGUGCCCAUCCCUGGCAAUGAGCACUGGGGGACGAGUUCCUGCUGGGACAGCCAGGAGCUGCAGGCAGCGGAAGGCCAAGUCCUUGGCUUGCUCAUUCCAUGCUUUCCUGUGCCAGGCUUUCAUCCAGCAUGGGAUGAGCAGCUCUGUGCUCUCUCUCCUCAUGGCCCUGCUCAGGGAGCCAUGUUUGCCCCUAAACCACUUGCAGAGAGAAAUAAGGGGGAGGAUUGCCCUGGCACAUUCCCUGGGGUCUCUCCGUGCACUGCCUGGCGCUGUCCCCUUUGUCCUGCUGUGUUUCCUCUGGAAUGUGCCAUGAGAUGGGACCAACUGGCUCUGGGCUGUGGAGAAGGGCAGAUGUCCUGGCUGGCUGCAGGGAUAAUGGAAUGGUUGGGUGGGAAGGGACCUUACAUCCCAUCCAGUGCCACCCCUGCCAUGGCAGGGACACCUUCCACUGUCCCAGGCUGCUCCAAGCCCUGUCCAGCCUGGCCUUGGGCACUGCCAAGGAUCCAGGGGCAGCCACAUCUUCUCUGAACACCCUGUGCCAGGGCCUCCCCACCUCUGAGUAAUGAAAGUGAGCUCUGCUCUAAGGAGCAGGGCCUGGGCCUGAUCCUCCUCCGUGCAUCCGGUGUGGCUUGAUGAGAUCCCAGCACCACCCUCUUGCUCCAGGAGUGACCCCUGAGCACAGUCCAUGAUCUCCAUGUGAAAUCCUGGUUUGCUGCCGUGGGUGGUGCCAUCCCAUCCCUGAGCACCCCAGAAUUCCUGUAGUUCCCGAGUAGUCAGCACUGUCCCCUGAGGGACACGUUGCUUUCUCUGGUCCAAAGUGUCACCUUUUGGAAAGCUGCAGCUCCUGAACCAUUUGCUCAUCGUGCCUCUGUGCUCUGACAUCACCUGGAAUUCUCUUUUCCCCACUGGAGCUGCUUUGCUGUCUCUGUUGCAGAUCUUUGUGCUCGUGCUUUGUGCAGGUGGCUUGGUGAACUGUUCCCCAUUUUUUUUUUAAAUCUUGGCUGUUGGGAAGCCAGGAUGCUGCAGGAGCUGUCGCUUCCCACUGGAUUCUCCUUGUAGCAGAGUUCUUUGGGGUGAAGGGGCAUUAAGGACACCAUGGUACUCACCCAGGCUUUGUCCUGGGAAGUUGUGCAGUGCUGCAGGUGUGUUGGGGUAGGGGCAGCUCCUGCCCAGCUGGCUGGCCGUGUCCAGGUGCAGCUCCACACUCCCACUUUGCCAGCCCCGUGUCCUGCUCUGAGACAAUCAGCUCUUUAUUCCAUGGCAGCUGGGGUGGAGAUUCAAAUCAGCUCAGUGACAGUGUGGAGAUGCCUAAUCCAGCCCAGUGACAGGGUGGAGAUUCCCAAUCCAGCUCAGUGACAGUGUGGAGAUUCCCAGUCCAGCCCAGUGACAGGGUGGAGAUUCCCAGUGACAGGGUGGAGAUUCCCAAUCCAGCUCAGUGACAGUGUGGACAUUCCCAGUGACAAGUGUGGAGAUUCCCAGUCCAGCUCAGUGACUGUGGACAUUCCCAGUGACAGCGAGGAGAUUCCCAGUGACAGUGUGGACAUUCCCAAUCCAGCUCUCUGGGAGCUGAGUUAAUCCAUGAGGAUUUGCAGCUGCUUUGGGAAUAUCCAGAGGGCAGACCCCAAGGUUUCUGGCCAGUGCAAUGAGUUGAGCGUCUCAGAUCUGAUGCCUGUGCAGAGGCUUUGGUAUAAAUAAGGUCAUGAAUCACAAAAUCUGAACUUGAGCUUUGGCUUCUUCCAGCUGAAGGCUGAGAUGGUUUUGAGCAGUGAUGGGAAUCACUGCUCCUACUGGACCUGCUCCGUGGAGAGGGGACCUCAGUCUGUCCUGUAGGUUUUUUUGGCUGUGAGGUCUCAGGGCAGUUCCUGCAGGGCCUGGGUUCAGUGUGGGGGCUCUCAGUGCCAAAAGCCACCAGCAGAAUUCCUUGGGGUGCAAAGCAAAGGCAUUGGAAUCU
This is a messenger RNA of Motacilla alba alba, 4486 nucleotides long. It is a transcript of the gene SLC7A5, whose product is annotated as solute carrier family 7 member 5. Gene Ontology annotation, biological process: amino acid transmembrane transport; neutral amino acid transport. Gene Ontology annotation, cellular component: membrane. NCBI's taxonomy places the organism in Eukaryota, Metazoa, Chordata, Aves, Passeriformes, Motacillidae. Bases 347 to 1915 code for a protein of 522 amino acids. Gene Ontology annotation, molecular function: neutral L-amino acid transmembrane transporter activity; L-amino acid transmembrane transporter activity. The transcript has 10 exons. The record is from RefSeq and is a predicted model, not a curated record.